AUGCCGGGGGCCGGGGCCGGUGCAGAGGAGGGCGGUGGCGGCGGCGAGGAAGCGGCGCCGGGAACUGGCUCGGAGGCCGGGGCGGUGGCUGGGCGGGAACCCUCGCGGCUGUGCGGCUACCUGCAGAAGCUCUCCGGCAAGGGCCCGCUGCGCGGCUACCGCAGCCGCUGGUUCGUGUUUGACUCGCGCCGCUGCUACCUCUACUACUUCAAGAGCCCGCAGGACGCUCUGCCGCUCGGCCACCUGGACAUCGCUGACGCCUGCUUCAGCUACCAGGGCCGCGAUGAGGCUGCGGAGCCGGGAGCCGACCCGCCCACGCACUUCCAGGUGCACAGCGCGGGUGCAGUCACAGUGCUCAAGGUGGGACAAUCGCGCCCCGAUAUAAUUUCCCAGCACCCAAAUCCUUCUGCAGAAAAAGCCAGAACUGUGCUCGCUGUGGAAGCUACCCCUGGAGAGCUGGUGGGAGACCGAGCUGCUCGCCAGCCAGCCCCAGGGCAUCCGAAUUCCAUUAACUUUUACUCUCUGAAGCAGUGGGGUAAUGAGCUCAAAAAUUCAAUGUCAUCUUUCCGUCCUGGGAGAGGGCACAGUGAGAGUCGCAGGACCGUGUUUUACACCAAUGAAGAGUGGGAACUUUUAGACCCACCUCCUAAGGACCUCGAGGAGUCCCUGAUACAGGAGGAAAGGAAGAAGCAGAUGCCUGAGGGAAGCAAAGGCGUCACUAGUUCGGGAUUCCCCUUCGAGUUUGGAUGGAACCCUUACAAAGGAAAGCGCCCCUUGAAAGACAUAAUUGGGUCAUACAAAAAUCGCCAGAGCAGUGGUGAUCCCUCCAUUGAGGGAAUGUCAUCGGGUGGCGGAAGCCUCGUGAAGCCAGUCUCCGAGAUGCAGCUGCAGAUUGAAAGCCAGCAGGAGGAGCUGGAGCAGCUCAAGAAGGACCUGUCCAGUCAGAAGGAGCUCAUUCGGCUGCUCCAGCAGACAGUCCGGUCGUCCCAAUAUGACAAGUAUUUCACGAGCCACCAAAUCAGCCAGGGGGUCCCGAGGGACACACUGGAACUUCUCCACCAAAAAGACGAGCAGAUCCUGGGUCUCAGCGGCCAACUGGAGAGGUUCGGCCUGGAGAAGGAGAGUCUCCAGCAGGAAGUGAGGACACUGAAGAGCAAGGUGGGGGAGCUGAACGAGCGGCUGGGGAUGCUGAUGGAGACCAUCCAGGCCAAAGAUGAGGUCAUCAUCAAGCUCAGCGAGUGUGAGGGCAGCGUGUCUUCACCCACCACGGGGCCCACCUCUCCUUUGGCUACCCCAGCCAGCAGAGACCAGCUGGAGCUGGACAGGCUAAAAGAUAGUCUGCAAGGGUACAAAACCCAAAAUAAAUUUCUAAAUAAGGAAAUUUUGGAGCUCUCGGCUCUACGAAGAAAUGCAGAAAGGAGAGAGAGGGAUCUGAUGGUAAAGUAUUCUAGCCUGGAAGCCAAGCUCUGCCAGGUGGAAAGUAAGUACUUGAUACUGCUUCAAGAAAUGAAGACACCAGUUUGCUCAGAAGAACAGGGGCCUACCAGGGAUGUCAUAGCCCAGUUGCUGGAGGAUGCUCUGCAGGUUGAGAGCCAAGAACAGCCAGAGCAAGCAUUCAUUAAGCCUCAUCUGGUCAGUGAGUUUGAUGUCUACGGGUUUAGGACUGUCCCUGAUGACGAUGAGGAAGAGAAGUUGGUCGCCAAGGUCCGAGCAUUAGACCUGAAGACUCUGUACCUCACAGAAAACCAGGAAGUUUCCACUGGGGUCAAGUGGGAAAACUAUUUUGCAAGCACAAUGAACAGGGAGAUGGUAUGCUCUCCGGAGCUGAAAAACCUGAUCCGAGCAGGCAUUCCCCAUGAGCACCGCUCCAAGGUGUGGAAGUGGUGCGUCGACCGUCAUACCAGGAAGUUCAAGGACAGCAUGGAGCCCGGCUACUUCCAGACCUUGCUCCAGAAGGCACUAGAGAAACAGAACCCUGCUUCCAAGCAGAUUGAGCUGGACCUGCUGCGGACUCUGCCCAACAACAAACAUUACUCCAGCCCCACAUCGGAGGGCAUCCAGAAGCUGCGCAGUGUCCUGCUUGCCUUCUCUUGGCGAAAUCCGGAUAUUGGCUACUGUCAAGGCCUCAACAGGUUGGUGGCGGUGGCCCUCCUUUACCUGGAACAAGAAGAUGCUUUCUGGUGUCUCGUUACCAUCGUGGAAGUCUUCAUGCCUCGAGACUAUUACACCAAGACUCUGUUGGGAUCCCAGGUAGACCAGCGGGUGUUCAGAGACCUCAUGAGUGAAAAGCUGCCUCGAUUGCACACCCACUUUGAACAGUACAAAGUGGACUACACUCUCAUCACCUUCAACUGGUUUCUGGUGGUAUUCGUGGACAGUGUCGUCAGCGACAUCCUUUUUAAAAUAUGGGACUCUUUCCUUUAUGAGGGACCAAAGGUUAUUUUCCGUUUUGCCCUGGCACUUUUCAAAUACAAGGAAGAGGAGAUCCUGAAAUUGCAAGAUUCCAUGUCCAUAUUCAAGUAUCUCCGUUACUUCACUCGGACUAUCCUUGAUGCCAGGAAGCUGAUCAGCAUCUCCUUUGGGGAUCUGAACCCCUUCCCCCUGCGCCAGAUUCGGAACCGGCGAACUUACCACUUGGAGAAGGUCCGGCUGGAGCUGACAGAGCUGGAGGCCAUCCGAGAGGAUUUCCUGCGUGAGCGGGACACUAGCCCUGACAAAGGCGAGCUGGUCAGCGAUGAGGAGGAAGACACUUGAAUGAACCCACCCCCACUAGGAUGCUGCUCUUCUUGCCUUCAUAACCAAAAGUAGCAAAGGGGUUAACUCUAGGCACGUUUCUGCUCAUUCAGCUGCCAAAAUGUAACAUCUGUGGCCUCUGGCUAUCUGCUGGGCAGAUGUCCAGAACUAAGCUUCACUUUCUCACCUCGCAUUUGGGGGCAGAGGUCCGAUGGCUUUACAGCCAUUUCCAUAUCAUGGCAUUCGGUCACAUGCAUUGCAGUCAUGCUUGCUUCCCGACUGGUGACUCCCCAGUGGACUGUUUCCAAGGGCCUGUUUACAGCGUCUGCCAAUCGUGUGAGUGUUUCACCCUACAAAAACUGCCCCACAUCUCUUUUUAUUCAAGGACAGCACUGUGGAGGAAUGCAUAUGGGGCUUCAGCGUGGCUGCUUCCAGGGGCAAAAGGUCAUCAUAAGAAAAGGGACCUCUUGCCGGGCAGUUGGUGGUGAACGCCCUCAGCACUUGGGAGGCAGAGGCAGGCGGAUCUCUGUGAGUUCGA
Onychomys torridus (southern grasshopper mouse) is the source of this 3271-nucleotide messenger RNA. RefSeq names its product TBC1 domain family member 2B (gene Tbc1d2b). The record is from RefSeq and is a predicted model, not a curated record. Lineage: Eukaryota; Metazoa; Chordata; Mammalia; Rodentia; Cricetidae. Bases 1 to 2754 code for a protein of 917 amino acids. The transcript is spliced from 12 exons.